This is a messenger RNA of Bipolaris oryzae ATCC 44560, 579 nucleotides long. RefSeq lists its product as uncharacterized. Bases 1 to 579 code for a protein of 192 amino acids. The transcript is spliced from 2 exons. NCBI's taxonomy places the organism in Eukaryota, Fungi, Ascomycota, Dothideomycetes, Pleosporales, Pleosporaceae. The record is from RefSeq and is a predicted model, not a curated record.
AUGAGCGUUUCUCCUAUGCACACGAACGGUAUGUUGCAGGUUGGAAAGAGUGAAGACAUAAAGGCCGGAGACAUUACUCAAACCGUCUUCGAAGAUUGUGUCGUACAGAUAGACGGCUCAGGAGCCGGAUUUAUCCACGACCACUACAUGAUAGACUUCAACCGUAGAAAGCGUGUCUUUGAGCUUGUGUUGGAGGGAUACAACGACGAUGACAUAAUAGUAGCGCCUCUGGUGAUUUAUCGCAUCGCAGAUCCGACAAUGCUCCUAGUAUGGCUUGUCCGACAGCCCGAGUACAGGACAGUCAUCUGCAAACUCAGUAUUCACAUCACUCAUCUCUGGGCUACCGAGGAACGUUUACACGGCUUCCAGGCCAAUGGUCAGCCCGUCCACGCCCUUCUACGGUUUUGGCUCAGAGCCCGCAAUAUGUCUCGGAAACCAAUGUUGCCAAGACUAAAGGAGAUUGACGUCCUAAUCCACUGUACAACGAUGUACUUUGCUGGAACUUGGACAAGAGGAAAGCUUCACACGGCCCCAUGCCAUGCGAUGAUGGCUGAGUGCAAGAAGAAGCCUGCAAUGUAG